Prorocentrum cordatum is the source of this 347-nucleotide messenger RNA. The record is from the annotation of a GenBank genome assembly. Lineage: Eukaryota; Dinophyceae; Prorocentrales; Prorocentraceae.
AGCCAAGCCCCUGCGCUGCCGCACCCUCCUGGCCAGCCGCAGCGCGCGCGUCCGCGCGGCCGCGCGGGCGCCGGGCGGCGCGUGGCCGCACUCUUCUGCGCGGGGGGGCGCGCGCAGGCGGGCAUGGGCGCCGCGAAGCCCGCAGGAGACGGCACCCGUCAUCAACCAGGGGGGGGGGCAGGCGCUCCGCGGCAGGAGAUGUACGGCGAGGCCGGCGACGGAGCCAGCGGCAGCAGCGGCAGGAGCCCCAUGCCCAGGCGCGAGGGGGCGAAGGUCGUGAACAAGAUGCCGCAGAGCUUCCGGCUGUCCCGGGAGUCCGAGGAGCUGAGGCGCGCCCUGCGGCAGGA